This is a messenger RNA of Oryzias melastigma (Indian medaka), 1892 nucleotides long. RefSeq names its product G protein-coupled receptor 61-like (gene gpr61l). Gene Ontology annotation, molecular function: G protein-coupled receptor activity. The record is from RefSeq and is a predicted model, not a curated record. Bases 189 to 1484 code for a protein of 431 amino acids. Gene Ontology annotation, cellular component: endosome; plasma membrane; signaling receptor complex. Gene Ontology annotation, biological process: G protein-coupled receptor signaling pathway. The transcript is spliced from 2 exons. NCBI's taxonomy places the organism in Eukaryota, Metazoa, Chordata, Actinopteri, Beloniformes, Adrianichthyidae.
AACGCCUGUUUGGAUCAUUAUUUUCUGCGUACCUCAGAAAUAACGAUAAUCUUACUUGGAUAUAUUUUCAUUAUGUGGGAUUUGACCUGGAAUUUUGUCUGGUUGGACAAAAGCAAACAGUGAAGCUGAACUCUGGGAAACCCACAUGUGUGAACAUCUGAGAUGCAGAUGGAGGACAGAGUGGAGGAAUGAUGGCUGACAAGACUGGCUCCAUGAUAACUUCCGUCUCUGAUCAUUCAAUUUCAAACUUUUCCACUGGGUUAUUUGGGCCCCAUCCCACAGUGCCUUCUGAUGUGGGCGUCGUCACAAGCUCCCAGUCUCAAAUAAAAGACUUGUUUGGGUUGUUCUGCAUGGUAACACUCAACCUCAUAGCGUUGUUGGCCAACACUGGCGUGAUGGUGGCUAUUGCUCGCGCCCCCCACCUAAAGAGGUUUGCAUUUGUGUGUCACCUCUGUGCCGUGGACCUGCUGUGUGCCAUCCUCCUCAUGCCUUUAGGAAUCAUCUCCAGCUCACCCUUCUUUGCCACUGUGGUCUUCACUGUUCUGGAAUGUCAAGUUUACAUCUUUCUCAAUGUUUUCCUCAUUUGUUUGUCUAUUCUCACCAUCACAGCCAUCAGUGUGGAACGAUACUUCUACAUUGUACACCCCAUGCGAUAUGAAGUCAAAAUGACCAUAAACCUUGUUAUUGGUGUCAUGCUCUUGAUCUGGUUAAAGUCUCUUCUCUUGGCUUUAGUAACGCUCUUUGGUUGGCCAGCUUACGGUCAUCAGAGCUCCAUUGCAGCUUCUCAUUGUUCUCUGCAUGCGAGCCACAGUCGCCUGAGAGGAGUCUUUGCCGUUCUGUUUUGUGUGAUCUGCUUCGUUGCUCCUGUGGUGGUAAUUUUUUCUGUUUACUGUGCUGUGUACAAAGUAGCUCGCUCUGCAGCUUUGCAGCAAGUCCCCGCUGUGCCAACAUGGGCAGAUGCAAGUCCUGCCAAAGAUCGGUCAGACUCCAUCAACAGCCAGACUACCAUCAUCACCACCACCCGCACUUUACCCCAAAGACUGUCCCCAGAGAGGGCCUUCAGUGGAGGCAAAGCUGCUCUCACAUUGGCAUUCAUAGUUGGCCAGUUCUUAGUUUGCUGGUUGCCCUUUUUCAUUUUCCAUCUGCAAAUGUCCCUUACAGGGUCCAUGAAGAGCCCUGGAGACUUGGAGGAGGCAGUCAACUGGCUUGCUUACUCCUCGUUUGCAGUGAACCCAUUCUUCUAUGGAAUGCUGAACAGACAAAUCAGAGAUGAGCUAGUGAAGUUUCGACGUUGUUGCAUGACCCAACCGGUUGAGAUUGGGGCAUCCAGCCAAGAGGGCUCGUUUCAGGAAAACUUCCUUCAGUUUAUUCAAAGAACCACCAGCUCAUCGGAAACUCAUUCAAGUUGUGCUAACUCAAGUCCCAAAAACGCAGAAAACCAAACUCACAAGAUUCCCGGGCAAAUGCCAGAGGAGCAGGCUUAGACUUUGAACAGUGCAAAUCAUGGAACCAAAUCGUUCCUGUUCUGCACUUACUGAGCAGGUAUUUUUGAGAAAUAGGCUGUCACCCAUCUUUGAAUGAAUACACAUACUGAGCUACAGUUUAAACUUUUCCAAUUCAUUCACCAUAGAGUAUGACCAAUUACUGUAAAGGUGUACUCUGGAUUUAUCUAAAACAAAGUGUUGUGUUGUACUUUAAACACUUUGAUUUGUGUUCUGUCUGUAUGUGAGUUUGUCUCAUCGUAAUCUUUCAGGUGAUUAAUGAUGCACGUGUGUAUAAUAUAUCCUAUUAGUGUCCAAAUUCAAAUUUGUUAAAGCGUUGAAAAGCCUUUUUAUGAUCAAAGAACUACUUUAUAAUAAAGCAGCGUGCUGUGAUUCUCUUCUAUCAUUAAA